AUGGCCUUCACCACCAAAAUCUCUUUCACCAUCAUCAUCCUUCACCUCCUUAUUCUCUAUCCUUUGAAUUCUACUGGUUUCACAAUUAAUCUCAUACCUCGUGACUCUCCUUCAUCUCCGUUCUAUAAUCCCUCAAAGACUCAUUUCAAUCGCUUGCACGAUGCUUUUGAACGCUCGUUUAAGCGUAUCCACCAUUUCAAGUCCAUACUUUCACCACCAGAAAGCAAAAUCGAGACACAGAUUUUGCCAGGUGGUGGAGAAUUUGUCAUGAACAUAUCCAUUGGAACGCCACCUUUUGAGGUUCUUGGAAUAGCAGACACGGGCAGUGACCUGACAUGGACACAGUGUUUGCCAUGCACCCAAUGUUUCAAACAAGACAUUCCUCUCUUUGAUCCUCACAAGUCCUCCACUUUCAAAAGACUAACAUGCCGAUCCAGAUCUUGUCAAGCCCUAGAUAGGCCCCCUCAAUGUGUUGGAGAACACAACACCUGUGUGUAUAGUUAUUCUUAUGGAGAUGGGUCCCACACUACCGGGGAUCUAUCCUCUGAAACAUUCACGCUUGGCAUCGACAAAAACAAAGUUUCACUUAAAAACAUGGUCUUCGGGUGUGGACAUGUUAAUGCUGGCACAUUUGAUGCGUCUCAGUCUGGUCUUAUAGGUCUAGGAGGUGGAACACUCUCGUUUGUUUCUCAGUUAGAUGAGUCUGUGGGCAAGAAAUUCUCGUACUGCUUAGUUCCUUCGACUUCGACGACCUCAACCACCGGAAACACUGUCUCCGGCAAAAUAAGCUUCGGGGACGACGCUGUGGUUUCUGGUUCAGGUACAGCAACGACCCCAAUGGUAACAAGAGAUCCAAGCACUUUCUACUACCUGACAUUGGAAGCCAUUAGUGUAGGAAACGAGAGAAUUCCAUAUAAGGGUUCGACAGCUCUGGUUCCUGAAAAUACCAUUAUUAUCGAUUCAGGGACAACCUUAACCUUUCUUCCUACUGAGUUUUAUGAUGAUAUAGAGAAGGCUGUGGUGAGAGCUGUGAACGAGACAGUGACGAAUGAUCCAAACAAUGUUUUCGGGCUUUGUUAUAAUGCACCUGCUGGGGAGAAUCAUCUUAGGUUUCCUGUUCUAACGGCGCAUUUUAGUGGAGGCGAUGUGAAGUUGCAGCCAUUGAAUACGUUUGUUCAGGUGGAUGAAGAUCUGAUAUGCUUUACGAUAGUUGGAACCCCAGAUGUUGCUAUAUAUGGAAACUUGGCUCAGAUUAAUUUCUUGGUAGGCUAUGACCUUGAGGCCCGGACGGUGUCGUUUUCUCCAACGGAUUGCACACAACAGUAA
Messenger RNA from Neltuma alba, 1326 nucleotides. Its product is annotated as aspartic proteinase CDR1-like. The coding region runs from base 1 to 1326 and encodes 441 amino acids. Gene Ontology annotation, cellular component: extracellular region. Gene Ontology annotation, biological process: proteolysis. The transcript has a single exon. Lineage: Eukaryota; Viridiplantae; Streptophyta; Magnoliopsida; Fabales; Fabaceae. Gene Ontology annotation, molecular function: aspartic-type endopeptidase activity. The record is from RefSeq and is a predicted model, not a curated record.